CGAUUUGUUGCAACCGUUAGUCGGCAACCGCUUGCCAAGCUAAACAGACGUGCAGACGGGUCGAGAGAUUGUGUCGCUGAUUGGAAACGGGGUUUCAUACGAUUUAUGAAUGAGCGUCGCGCAGCGUGAGACAGACAUUCAAUUCCCAUACAAAAACAAAAACAAAAAACGAGAACGUGAACGUGAACGAAAUUUCAAAACAAAAUCGAGGAAAAUACUUCUUACAUACGAUAAACAACAAGACUCACACACAAACACAUACUCACACACAACAUACGAAACGAUAGCAGAGCGUAAAAGUUUAUUAAGAAAGAAAACGUUUGUUUUGCCUCAGCAAUAACAGCAACAACAACAGCAACAACAACAAGAUAAAGAUACGAGCGCGGAAAUUGCAAUUGCAAACAAAACAAACGCUUCGAUUGUCAAAGACGCGGCAAAUUCGCGAGUUUAUUUUUUUCGGCUUGCACUUCGCACACUCUCCGCCUCAGCCCACCCGACACCACCCCACGCUGUCCAUUACUCACACCCUUUAUGCACACACAUGCAUCUGUAUUAGUGUGCAUAUAAAAAAACCAGGAAAAAAUUACAGCACAAAUAUAAAGCUAAAUAGUGCGUAAAAAUCGGUUUUUUGUGCGAUUCGGUUCGUUUCGGUUCCGUUGUGGGAGUGUAAGUGUGAGUGUAUAUACAUACAUAUGUAUGAGUGUGUGUGUGUGUGUGCGCAAUAGAAUGAGAAGCGCGGAGAGCGCGUCGCUUGUGUUUUUGUUGUUUUAGAUUACCAAAUUCUCGCACGAAAAAACAUGUCGAAAUUGAAAUUGAAAUUAAAAUUUUGAAAACGAGCGCAAAACAACAACAACAACAACAACAACAACAACAAAUUGUAAGUGCGGUGAAAAGUGUUAUAAUAAAAACGCAUUUUGGCAAAUAAAUCUUGAAUCAAAAUUGAAGAAAUAUUAAAUAAAAAGUGAUUGAAAAUUAUUAUUAUUGUUUUAUUUGUGCAACGAAACUAAGUUUCUUAUUGAGAUAGAGGCAGCUCUCUCACUUCUCAGCUUUAUAUCUUUCGCGCUCUCGCUGGUCUUAAAGAUUCGAGACGAUUUUCCGUGGAUUAAUUUAACAGACGGUCAAUUUCAAUAUUUCUUCCGCUUUGCGUCGCAUGUCAAUCAUACGCAACGUUGAACAAAGCAAGAAACACAUUUGAAGUAUAAGCUGGCAGUUGGGAGUAAAAUUUGCAUGAAAAUUGCAACCAAAAAAGAAUCACACUCCAUGGCUAUACAACAAUGUCCAAUGCUCGCGAGUUGGCAUUGAUACAGAAAUGGGCUGACAUUGCAACGCCGCCGACGCCGACGCUGCCAACGUUAUCGCCAACAUCGCCGCGCACCAUCAUCAAGUUCUGCUGUUGUCCACAGCGCAGGCGCUACAAUCUAAAGCAGCCCAAGUGCAACACGCUGCAUGCUAGAAAUAUAUUCGUUGAUAGCGAUUUUACAUAUAUUGAUGAUGUGCCACGCGCCAACAGCAGCAACAACAGCAACAGCAGCAAGAAGCGACGCCAAGAUUGCGACAGUGAUUACGAUUGCAAUGAUUAUGAUGACGAUGAUGAUGAUGAGGCAAAUGAUAUCGCUGAGAUCUCUGGCGGCCACGACGGAAAUGUAGCGUUGAUAUUAAUGAAUCAACGAAAUGUGCCUGAACAAUGGCGGCAGGACAACAAAGGCAACAGCAACAGCAGCAGCAACAGCAACAACAAGCGUAACACCAGCGUACUAGCAACAGCAACAGCAGCAACAGUUGCAGCAACGACUCAAAGUAAAACUUGCGCUGUCACAAGCAACCAGCAAAGUGGCAAUGAGCAGCAGCAACAACAACAAAAACAACAGCAACAAACAAUCCAAAGACUUAGCAAUAGCUUGCAACAGCAACAGCAACAGCAACAGCAACAACUGCAACUGCAACAUAGCAAUAAGGAAAAUACACUAAGCAACAAAAACAACAGUAACUACAAUAAGCCGCGCUGUAAUUAUUGUAAAUUACUCGACGACGACGACGCCGAGCCCCAAACGAACAACAACAACACCAGCACAAAUAUAUAUACAAAUACAAACUCGAAAAUUGAUUCACCGAAGUCGUCGCAGAAUAAAAUGACAAUUACGACAGCAGCAACAACAACGAACAUUGCCGCAACGGCCACGGCCAGCGAGUGUGGGUUGACAACGACAACGACAGCAACAACGGCAACAGCAACAGCGGCAACAACAACAAAAACAACGGGAGAAGAGUUUGUGGGUGCUGCCACAGAAGUGCUGUGCAGCGAUAAACCAACAUUGACAGCAACAGCAACAGCAUCGACGUUGUUGACGCCGACGCCGCCGCCAACACCAGCAACAGCAACAACAACAACACCUAAGCCCAGCAUAGCAGCACGUCCGACCACGCCCAGCCGCCUUAAGACUGUGAUCAAAACGACAAUGGUUAAGCGUAGUCCUAGCCAUGACUCAACGCAGGCAACUGCGAUGCAUAUGCUGCAACCGAACAGCUGCAACACCAGCAACAACAACGACGAGCCCAGACGUUCGGUUAGGGAGCGCAUCGCCGCCUUUGCGGCAGGAAAUGAUCAACAACAGAGUGGAGGCAACACUGCGCGGCAACAUGACAGCGUCAAGAAAUUUUCUAAAAUUCAGUGCAAUACAAAUCAAAACAACAUGACAAGCGAUGUGAAAAGUGCAAUUAGCUGUGGCAGCAACACCAGCAACCAGCAGCAGCAGCAGCAACAUCAAACGCUUAUCAACGGCAACGCAACGCCGCCGGCAACAACAGCAACUCCAGCCACAACAACAACAGCAACUGUGGCAGGCAACACGUCAGUCUCAAGUGCUACUAUCGCCACUGACACGACGCGCUACAAAUCGGGAUUAAGUGAUGUUGUGGCGGCCGAGGACGUUGAUGAUACAGCCGCAUCCACAAAUGUAGCAGCAACAUCUACGGCAAUGGCAACGGCAACGGCAACAGCAACUUCAUCUGCUGCCACUCCUGUGGCAGCUGCAAGCGUUUUUAGCACCGGUUGUGCAACUAUGCCGCGAACUCGCCAAUACGGAAGCAAUGCUGCAGGAGCAACAGCAGCCAACGCCAUGACAGCUGAUAAGAAAUUCUUAAGCCGUGCACCCGCUGCCAACACUUCAGCUGCACACCAGCAACAGCAGCAGCAUCAGCAACAACAUGUGCAUCAUAAGCUGCAAUUAGUCGAUAAGCCCGAAUCAAAAUUGGCUGCACUCAAUAAUCUGGACUUGGCGCACAGACUCGACCUGAUAGAUGAUGAUGGCGAUGAUCCUUACGGUGCACUUCAGGAGUAUUUGGAGCGUGUCAAGCUGGAAAUCAACGAGGUCUUCGAGCUGCGCAAGGCGCAACGUCUGCAACAGCAGCUGCAGGAUCAACUUGAUGCGGUGCGGCAAGCGGCAGCAGCGGCUGUGGCAGCCAAGCAGCUUGAUGAAUUGUCGCGUUCUACGGAAUCAGAUAGUGGCUUUGACAGCAGCAGCACAACGGCGACAACAACAACAACAACAGCAACAGCAACAAGUUGCAACAACAGCAAACCAGUGACAACUAAACUAAGAGCCUUGCCGCCGCCUCCUUUGAGCCCAGGAUCAGCUUCAAGUCGACGGCCUUCACUGACAACAACAACAACAUUGCCGCCUGAUGAUGUCAACAUUUGGGCAAACAAAUUUCUACGUGAUUUGGACAAUCUAAUGGGUGGCGAUCACUUGGCACCACAUCUAGCAGCAUUUGCUGACAACGAUUCCUCGAGCACUUCGCCCACAUCCAGGACAGCUCCCAUGUUGCUCUCUGCGGCAGCCAAUGCAGCUCUACAGAGUCGUCUUGGCAAGAGCACAGCCAGCCAAGUUAACAACGAACAGCAUAAUGGACUCGUCUUGAAACCGGAGAAGCAUGCAACCAUUCCUUUGCAAUCGUUUAACCUUGAUUGCGGACGCACUGAGGCGGCUGCCAGGCCAAGCGUUGUCUACAUGCGAACGCUGUCGGCGCCGGGCGGCCACGUUGCACCACCGAAACUGGUGGCAGGGGGCAACCAGAGUCAGCGCAAGAGUCUCGCCUUGUCCGCAUUUAAUGGGCAUGCAGAGACAGCGUCGGCAGCAGCAAUGUCAGCAACUCAUAAGCUGACAAAUUUCCAAAGUGCAUUGAAAAUCGAAGAGCUCACGGCGGCAACAACAACGGCAACAACAGCAACAGGUGAUGCUGCAACUGCAACUGCAACUGCGACCACCAUGGAUGAUUUGAAAUCUAGACGACAGCGUCAAUUCAGCAGCGAGUUGGAAACGCCGUCCAUGCCGAUUUUGAUGCCAAAACGGGUGGGCAUUAAUCUUGCAACAGUCGCGACGUCGCCAACAUUGACGAGCAGAAAUGUUAUAACUCCGCCGCCAGCAAAGACAGCAACAGGUGGAGCACAGCUGAGCGCGGGCAAAGGCGCCGCCACGCCUGGUUAUCUGGUGGAUGUGACCAAAAAAGGAUCCACCUCAACGAUAUGGACCUCGGAGGAGUCCAUUCUCCGCAGCGUUGGCGCCGUCGAUGAAGACAACAACUCCACUUCGUCGUCUUCGGCCUGUGAGGAGGCCACAGGUGUGCUGAGUUCCGGCAAAUCCGGCAUAUCGCUCGACUCCUCGGGACUGGACAACGACAACAACGAGAGUGGCAUAGGCACGGCGACGCCGCCUAAGGACAUGUCCUACUGGAAGAGCCACCAUCUGCAGCAUCAUCAACUUCAUCAUCACCACCACCAUCAUCAUCAUCAUCAUCAUCGGACAGGCGGCAAUGCUAAUGACAAUGAAUCCGUGAGCAGCCUGGAAGCGUUGCGUAAAAUGAAAUUCCAGAAGAGCGGCUCAGUGGCCUCCUCCGAUGAUCCCGAUCUGCUGGAGGUGCUCAGCCUGUGCGGCAGUGGCGGCGAGGCAGCCAACGAGUCCCAGGACGACAUGCUGGACGAGCAAUCCGCCAAGCAGCUGCCGAACAAAGCAGAGUAUGAUGAGUGCCAGGAUGAGUUCGAGUUGCCGCAACAUUACUACGACUGUGACUGCACCGAUGGAGAUGCGAGCAGUGCCAGCGGUGGUGGAGGCACUGCAUCCAUUACCACGCCAGUGGUGCUGCGUCGCAAGUACAGCGCUGCACCGCCCAUCAUGGUGCCACUGCCUUGUGUGGCACGUCGCAACCAGCGCAGUCUCUCCCUCGACCAUCAGCACCAGCAGCACCACCAACUGUUGCUGCAACCACGCAAAUUGCUGCCCCGUCACAAUCACAAGGAACGCGCUCAACUCUCAUUGGCGCUGCGGCAGGAACCCUUCCAGUCGCUGCUCUCACCGACUGCCACAACCGUCACGCAGUUGCACCACUUUGUCGAACUGCCCUCGCCCAGCAGCGCCUCACUCCACAGCGACACGGGCGGCAUUCAGGAACUCACCACCAAAUCCAACUCGGCACCACUUCUGCUCAAGGAACGCGAGCACAGUCGGCGCUGUGAUGACUUUGCCGCACAGCAUCUGACACUGCGCUAUUCUCGUUCGCAGAGUGAUCGCUAUUUAGCAGAAAUCGAAGCCGUGGAAGCUUGCAAAUGGCUGCGGGCGGCAGGUUUUCCGCAAUACGCGCAGAUGUACGAAGAUCAUCAGUUCCCCAUCGAACUGAACAAUGUAGCCAAAGAUCAUACCAAUCUCGAGAACGAUCAACUGCAGUCGCUCUACCGGCGACUCUGUGUCCUCAAUCGUUGUGCCAACAUGCGACUGGAUCAAUCCCACAAGCCGCAGACGCCACAGCAAAAGGAGGAAUCUGACGAUGAGAACUUUGCCCUGAGCGAGAAUUGGACAUUCCAACCACACAUUCGACGCUGGUCGCGCAUUGGCGAAAUGGGAUUGGAGUUGCCGCCGCCAGGACUUCUCAAUCUGGAGAAGACGGAGAGCUCCUCAAAGGAGUCGAGUCCGGAUCGCUUCGAGGACGAUAGCUACGAUAUUGGCGGCGCUGGCAUCACUCUCAUGAUACCAGGCUGCAGCAAGGGCGACUCCAAUGAUAGUUCCCUGCAUGAUGGCUCCGAUGGAGCCGCAACUCGUUUGCGUCGCACGGGCAGCGAGAGGUUCAAGGAUGGCGCCAAGGCCUUUUUGCGACGCGUGGAGUCCAUCAAGUCGCGACGUCGUAAGCGACAGAAUCGCGAGAAUGUGGUCAUCAGUGGACCACAAGUGUUGGACCUGUCACAGAUGGGGCUACGCAGAAGUUUGAAUAAACCGGACGCCGUCUACUCCACACCGCCCUCACCCUCGGCAUUGAGUCCCAUCCACACAUUCCCCAAGGCGCCUUUCUUUGGCAAUGAGCUGAAGGUUCCAAGCCAUAGCGAGAACUUCCUUAGUCCCAAUCGGGCCAGUCCCAAGCGUACUCCGACCACUCCCCGCUCCAUGCGCACAAGUCCGCUCCACUUCUUCUCGAGCCCAAUGACUCAGCUGAAGGAGGGCAAGUCGGAUGACUCCUCCUCCUACUACAGUGACAGCCAGGAGUCAUCUACGGGUGGCAAGCUGUCACUCUCCCUGCGCAAACCCUCGAAGGCGCGACGUUUCCUGCAGCGCUCCGGCAAGGUGGAUGACAUUGGUGCCCACUCGGACUCGGAGUGUCAUCAGGGACGCAAGCUACUCAUCAAAGAUGCCAAUUCCAAUACCACUGAGGUGAAGAUCAAGAAGCUGACGCGAGGUGGCUCCCUAAAUCUGGGCAAGGAUGCCAAGAAACGGGAUGGCUUCCGCUCCUCAUCAUUCCGUUCCCGCAGCACAUCCCGCAAGGAGCCGAAGAACGAGGAGGAGCACAACGGAGGCGCCAAGCGUCAGCCCGUGGUGCGAUAUCACAGCUUCCAGAUGGAGGAGCGUCCCAACAUGAUCUUUCGCAAAUGCUUCUCGCAAAAGAUCGAGCCCCAGGCGCAGCAAGAGGAUGGCGGCAUUCCCUUCGCUGCCAUGUCGGCUGGUCAACUCCAAAUCAUUCGCAAGUUGGCACUGGUCACAUUGACGGGCUACAUGGAGCGCUACUGUCCCACUCACCGCUCCGGCUGGAACUGGGAGCUGCCCAAGUUCAUCAAGAAGAUCAAAAUGCCCGACUACAAGGACAAGAAGGUGUUUGGUGUCCCACUCCUCCUCAUCCUACAGCGCAGCGGACAGUCUCUGCCUCUGGCGGUAAGAGCUGCCUUCCGCUGGCUCCAGCUGAAUGCCCUCGACCAGGUGGGACUCUUCCGCAAGAGCGGCGGCAAAUCCCGCAUCAUCAAGCUGCGCGAACAGAUCGAGGUCACCGAAUCGAAAGCCGAGUGCAUGGAUGUGUUUGAUCUGCAGCAGGCUUACGAUGUCGCCGACAUGCUCAAACAAUACUUCCGGGAGUUACCCGAGUCACUGUUGACCACCAAAAUGUCCGAGACAUUUGUGGCCAUUUUCCAACAUCUACCUGCGGAAGUUCGCUUGGAUGCGAUUCAAUGUGCGGUUCUUCUACUGCCAGAUGAGAAUCGUGAAAUCCUCUAUGUGCUGCUGGAAUUCUUGACCAUUGUGGCUGCAAAUUCCCAGCAGAAUCAAAUGACCAGCAACAAUCUGGGCGUCUGUCUGGCACAAUCCAUCUUCCACUCCUCUAUUUCGACGGGAUCUGCCUCCGUUUCGGCAUCGCCCCGUCGCAAGGGCAAAGGAUCCGGCAUGCCGGACAUGAAGGAACUGGCGGAGGCAAAGGCCUCCCAUGAGUGCUUGUCCUUUAUGAUUGACCACUACAAACCCAUUUACACAGCCGCCAAGGAGAAACUCGGUAAAUGCAACUUCGGUUAUAUGGAGGAGUCCAAGCCUGUGCCCUUGGAGGCACUUGGUGAAGGCAUGCAGUUCCACAACUGGCGCGGAUAUCUGUAUGAGUGCACAAGUGCGACCAUUAAAGAGGGACGCGAAAAAACUCGAGGCUGGUUCGCUAUAAAUUCCCUGAACGACAGCAAUGUGGACAUUUCGUACAAAAAGGUCGGCGAUGGUCAUCCGCUGCGUCUCUGGCGCUGCUCCACCGAAAUCGAGGGACCGCCACGCGAAGUCUUGGAGUAUAUAAUCAAACAGCGUGCUUCCUGGGAUCCGAAUCUGCUGCAAUGCCAAACCGUCAAGAAGCUGGACGAUCGCACUGAGAUUUAUCAGUAUGCACUGGAUGGUCAGUUGACCACCGACUUCUGUGUGCUGCGCUCCUGGCAAACGGAUUUGCCGCGCGGUGCCUGCGUCAUUGUGGAGACCUCGAUUGAUCAUGCCAAGGCCAAGCCAUUGUUCUGUGCUGUGCGUGGAGUUGUCCUGGCCUCGAGAUACCUCAUCGAACCCUGCGGCAGUGGAAGAUCGCGAGUCAUGCAUUUGGCGCGGGUGGAUGUCAAGGGCAAGACACCGGAGUGGUAUAACAAGAACUAUGGACAUAUCUGCUCCCAUUAUUUAUCCCGCAUACGUUUGGCCUUCAAACAUGUUGCCGAUGGGCCCGAAAGCAAAGUAUAAGCCGGAUCAUAUUAUAGAUGAUAACUUUAGGAGACAAAAACAAACCCGCACGCAUUUCGAUAACCCCAACGAGUAUACAAAUCCAAAUCCAACAUUUUGGACCACGACGAGCUUAGGUCUAACUACUCAAAGCGAAAACAAAAUAAGAUAAAUAUAUAUUUUUAAUAACUUUAGUAUAUAUUUUUGUACAUAUUUAUCAAGUUAUGAUUAUUCCAAAUCUUUUUAUUGAAAAAAAAACUUCAAUACGUUUUACUACGUUUUAAAUCUAUAAUUUAUUGUAUUAUAUUUAUAUGUGGUCUUAAUUUAUGGAUACUUUAACUUACUUUAACUUUACAAAACGAAAUCUAACAUCCAAAAUACUCAAUACAUAAAUAUCACAAAUGUACUUUUACGAUUUCUUACUAAAGUUUCAAGUUAUGUUUAUGACACCCCUAUAUCUUUAAUGUUAAUUAGUUUGUAGUCUUCUCAAUGUGUAAAAAAAAUGAAAAGAAAAUCAAUGUUCUAGAAUUCAAAAAAGAAACGCAACCUUUUAAUGUGUAAAGCAAAAUCAACUAGUCAAAUUCUAUAAAUUUAAGUUAAAUUACUAACCCCAAUUACACUCAACUAAAUGGUUUACCGAGCAUCAAGUUGUCGAAAAAUUCCACUGAGAGGAACAAGUAAUUAAUUUGAUUAAAUAACUUUAUGAAAACA
Drosophila innubila is the source of this 9188-nucleotide messenger RNA. It is a transcript of the gene cv-c, whose product is annotated as rho GTPase-activating protein 7. NCBI's taxonomy places the organism in Eukaryota, Metazoa, Arthropoda, Insecta, Diptera, Drosophilidae. The record is from RefSeq and is a predicted model, not a curated record. Gene Ontology annotation, molecular function: lipid binding; GTPase activator activity. Bases 1275 to 8498 code for a protein of 2407 amino acids. The transcript has 16 exons. Gene Ontology annotation, biological process: signal transduction; regulation of Rho protein signal transduction; actin cytoskeleton organization.